Molecule: messenger RNA, 2288 nt
Organism: Bursaphelenchus okinawaensis
Lineage: Eukaryota; Metazoa; Nematoda; Chromadorea; Rhabditida; Aphelenchoididae
Source: the annotation of a GenBank genome assembly
AUGGAGAGACCGCCAACUCCCGCUCAAGGGCCCGUGCCAGACAUUAACUCAACUCCGCCAUUACAAUCGCCGCAUACUCCCGCUCAUCGAGACGUGAGAACUAACAAUGGGACUCCACCGGUACGAUCACCGCCCAUAAGCCAAUCAAGCUCGUCUUCGCGCAGAACUACCACAUCAGACUCUGGAGCUGGAGAGUUUGGACGUUCUCAACCGGAUUCUCCCGCGACACCUCCCGCACGGAAUGUACGACGUGGAAGCCGUUCCCGCCAACAUUACGUUAGGAAUUUUAUAGAUGUAAAUCCAAAUUUGGAUUCUAUUAAAAGCAACAUGUUCAGUGAGUUUAAAAGUUUAUUAUCUUUUUUAUAAAUUUUAGUAUAUGUUUAAAAUAGGUAUUUCAUUCUUAACGUUUCAGAAUGUAUCAAAAAUGCCGAACCUAGAAAAAUAUAAAUUUUUGAUAUUCCCCGCCAAGAUAUUGAAGACAAACUAGAUGAAAAAUGUUUGCACUUGCUGGAGCAGUACCAAAGAGAAGGAAUAAUUGAUUUGGCAGACAACCCGAUCUUGGUCUACAUUUCGGAUUCCGCUGAAGGUCAAAUCAUAGAGGUUUUGGAUGGAAGACAUCGAGUUGAAGCAUUUCGCGCUUGGUUCGUCAAAACUUAUGGACCAAGAAAAAUUGUCAACGCUGAGUUCGAUCUGCUUUCCGCUCGCUGCAUUGUUACGGUUCUCAACAAGGGUGAGAAAGUGUUGUGUGGGUGGCUAAAUCACGGAAAAUCGGAAACUGCACAUCAAACUACACGUGCCGCACAAAAAAAUGUAAGUUGCACUUUAUGUUUUUUAAUUUUAUCACAUUUUUAGGUAACGGAUCUCAUCAACAUGAAAAGCCUUCUCUUUCCGGAUAAUACAUCAAACACAACAGCCUCGAGAACACUCAGCGGCAAGAUCAGAAGCCGCCUUGCUUCCGCAUUGACCUGUAAACUGGCUGAGCACCACGUGUACAUAGCGUUCCGCACAGAUAAAGAACGUCUGCUGUUGUUGAGAUUAGCAAGAGCUGUUGAGACGAGGAAAAUUUGCAAUAACGAGAAAAAUGCGGACAAAACAACAUUCUGGAGAACAUUAAUUCCGCUUCUCAAAAAUGGACAUAAGCAAUGCCUGGUCGAACUAGAAAGAUACCUGGACAUGUCAGAGCGACAAAGCGGAAAUGCUGCGGAACUGUUAGAAGUGAGUUAUAUAUAUUUUCAACAUUUAUGUUUAGACUCUUCGCCACAACCGCUCCGAAAUGUCGAUGUUCUUGUACAAGUACUAUCGUGAAUUGCCAACGUCUUGCAGCCUUUACAGGAGCGACCGUUUUUUGUUAUCAGAUUGCUUCAACUUGAUGAGAUAUUGGUAUGUUUUAAUGGUAUUUUUGCCACAUAUUUUAUAGUUUUUAUGUUUGUAUCAAAAUGUUUAAUGGAACAAUUGCAUUAUUUGCAGUAAAACAACGUUCCGCCUUGACGAACUGAUUGCUAAGCAUCAAAAGCCGUGUCAUCUACGGAUGUUAAAAGCCGCAGCUUUGUUUUUGGGUGUUGGAAAAGAAGAGAAUCCGCUAAUUACCACAUUGAAUGAUCUUUGCACACCUGAUUGGGGUAGUGAAUUGCUAGUUAAUCAUUGCUUUUACACCGUUAUUGACACACAUUAUGUAAGUUAAAUGUUUAAAUUAAUACAUUUUGUUUUAAGCUUGCCAAUUGCUCAACAACCGUCAUGAGAGAAUUGAUAAAAAUGGAAGAUUCAAUCCGCUCCGUGCUUAUAUUAGCUCCAAGCAAUCUGGAGGACCUCGAAGAUGAAUUCUGGCUGUCGCUGAAACAGUUUAUACAGGGGUGGUUUUACGAUACCGCUUGGGAUGUCUUGCACUCUGAUGUUCAGUUUGGCUCACCGCUCCGCCACAGUCGCCUUUUACAUUUCAAAAAAGACGAAAGCUUCAUGAUCACCGACCGUACUGAAAGAUCCGUUGUUAUGAACCAGAUCAGCGCGAUGUAUCCUACAAAUUGCGGAGGUGCCUACUUUGUUGGAAACCGUGAUUGUAAGUUUCAACCUUUAUUUUUGAACUUUAUUCUAUUUCAAUGUACAUAUUGUCUAAUACAGGUCGUUUCGUUGGCCGCCACACCGUCCCCAAGACAGAAAACAAUGUUAUUGUUUACCGCUACAUCGAGGAUUUGCGCGCCGCCCACAAGGAGACCAGCCUGUACACGAAGUCACAAUACUUCGACAUGGAACGUGUGUUGGAUGACGAUCUGAAUCCCGAAGAUCCCGCUUAA